This is a messenger RNA of Menidia menidia (Atlantic silverside), 1371 nucleotides long. NCBI's taxonomy places the organism in Eukaryota, Metazoa, Chordata, Actinopteri, Atheriniformes, Atherinopsidae. The record is from the annotation of a GenBank genome assembly.
AAUGAUUUCUGCGUUCUCUGGCGUCACCUAAUGGCAACUUCAUCCAUCGUUUUUUUUUUAUUGAUAUUUUUGGCGGACGACAGAUUACUGGACAUUGCCAAGCACAGGUGAUGUGAUGGAUGACAGUGGUCUGUGCUCCAAGAGUGGACGAAGGGUGUCGUAUUACAACACCUUUAAAGUCAAGGACCUGGUCAACGGUCAGAUUCCAAGGGCAGGUUUAGCCAACGGAGCAGUUGUUCCCCAUGGAUUCUUGGCUGCUGCCUGUAGAAACAGAGAGAGCACACCAGUUCAUGCAGUCCAUGGUCCCAAACAGACGCCCGUGAUUAAUGGUUACAUUAACCAUGUCAACAAUCCUUCUGCCUCCGGAAAGGUUGAGAGUGUAGCAUCUGUUUCGAGCAGCGAUCCCACCAAGACUGAUGCUGCGGUGCGCCCCAUUGUGUUUGAUCAAGUGGUUCCAGAUCCCAUCUUAAAAGCACCAAAGAAGAAGAAUAGUAGAAAGAAUAAAUUCAAACACAAGAAAAAAAGAGAUAAUGAAUUCACCUCUGAGGGAAGCUCCGUAACAUCUGAGGGAAGCUCCAUAACAUGCCCGAUGCCCCCACACGAAAAGGAAGACUGGGAAAGUGAGCUUCAAGAGGUCAAGAUCAAGGACUGGGAAAAGAUGAGAUUUGGGCACCAGCCUUAUGGUCCAGCGGAUGUGCUCCCUUUCGCUCUGCGGGAUUUAACUCUUCACAGAACUCAGUACUGUGACAUACCACUCCUGCCACUGACAGCUAAUUACAGACCGGACAAACGCCACCCACAUCCCGUCAAAUGGACCUGCUACAAUCAUCCCACGGAACCAGGCCAGUUUGCAGACGCUAAUGAGUAAGCGUUUUGUGUGCCACAUUUACUUUGUACUGAGACAGGGCUAGUUAGUUCUUUUCUGCUUUAUUUACCUACUUUAGAUUCCUGGAUGUUUCUAAUACUGGAAUAUUUAUUUAGCAUUUUGCCUUCUUUGUCUUUCAAUGAGACUUAAAUGUAACCUACUCACUCUAGGUUAGCGUUUGUGCAAUUAUUGAAUAUACAAAUGCUUUUAUUGGUCAAAGAUAGUUAGCUGGGCUCUCAUUUGUACACAUGAAGUUUCUUUUAUUGUAGCUUUGAUUUUAUAUUUUAUAUUUUAUCUUUUUUUCUGUAUUGCAUGCAAAACCAUUUCCUUUAGGAUUUUGCGGUCUUACCUGAUUAAUUGUUACUUUUGAUUAAAGUUGCACUAAAACUUAAAAGUUCUGUUAAAGUGGCCAUGCUUUUGUUUUAUUCCUUCUUCCCACUUAAAUAAGGAAUUAAUUAUGUCCCAAAAAUAUUGUUUUAUGUCUGUUCAUAUCAAUUUGAUUUCCA